ACAGCUCAUUAGCUCCCUUCAAAUAUAGGACUGAACUCAGAUACACCACAUCCUCAUACCGUUGGAUAGGAUAGCACCCGCCAUAGAAACCUAGUAUGCUCGCUGAACGUGUCAUGGAGCACAGUCGCCACCAAUAAUCCAAGGUCUAUGAUCUCAGACCAGAGAUAAGAUUAAGUUAGGGUAAUUUCUCGGUCUCCCAAACCGUCCUGUCAGUCGCCUUAUGAAGUCAUGGUCCAGCUCUCUUUCCCUAAAAAGGUAUAUGUCUCGACCGCUAUCCCCUUUAGGGCAAUACUCUCCGACAACCGUCCGGUUCGGCGCCAAGGCUCUUGGCACUUUCCGCCUGGGCGUGAAGUAUGGAGUAGUGAUAGACCAGAGAGCACUCCAGACCGUGCCUUUAUCUUCAGUGGCCCACUUGCGAUGGACCCUCCAUGAUGAGUCGAUACUAGAUACAGACCGUUAUCAUGUGAUGAAGAUGCCGUAUUUGAAAUCGCAUCCAUCCUUGGUCAAUACUCUGGCCUCGGCCCUUACAACUUAUGGAAUUCUUAAUGUGAUUAGACCACAUUCCUCUUUGAAAAUUUACUGUACUAUAGCCCGUGCCAACCUCUACCAUAAACCCCCAUAUUCCUUUCGCCGACGGGCCCAUUCCUCGACUACGUGGGCCACACCGGCAGCAAUCGGAACGAUUCCCUCGGUAGGAAGGCCAAUGCCUUAAAGCAAUACCCCAGACUCGUGGACCAUCGGCGAGAG
Messenger RNA from Aspergillus steynii IBT 23096, 747 nucleotides. RefSeq lists its product as uncharacterized. The coding region runs from base 221 to 712 and encodes 163 amino acids. NCBI's taxonomy places the organism in Eukaryota, Fungi, Ascomycota, Eurotiomycetes, Eurotiales, Aspergillaceae. The record is from RefSeq and is a predicted model, not a curated record. The transcript has a single exon.